This is a messenger RNA of Lasiosphaeria miniovina, 2215 nucleotides long. RefSeq names its product MFS peptide transporter-like protein Ptr2. The transcript has 2 exons. Gene Ontology annotation, cellular component: membrane. Gene Ontology annotation, molecular function: transmembrane transporter activity. Bases 157 to 2031 code for a protein of 624 amino acids. Lineage: Eukaryota; Fungi; Ascomycota; Sordariomycetes; Sordariales; Lasiosphaeriaceae. The record is from RefSeq and is a predicted model, not a curated record. Gene Ontology annotation, biological process: oligopeptide transport; transmembrane transport.
GUCUCACUAUCGGAGGAUGCGAUGGUGACAUUCGGUAUACAAUCUGCUUCAGCACCUGGACUGGGAAGCUAGUCGGGACAACACUAUGUAAAAGGCUGCGGGUGCCCCCCGUUCCCCUCGUGUCUCGACUUGGACAACCUCGCCCACGUCUUCGCCAUGUCGGACACCAAGAAGAGCCUGGAGAUGACCCAGGGGACCAGCAUGGUCGAGCCUGCGACUGCUCUGAGCAGGGUCCAUUCCGAGGCCGAGAAGGCGUCGGUGGGCAGCAGCGAUCCGCUGAAGCCAUAUCCCACCGAGGAAGAGUUCGCCACCCUCCCCCGUGUGCCCGGCUCCAUCCCGUGGACGGCGUGGACUGUUGCGAUUGUCGAGUUCGCUGAGCGCUUCUCAUACUACGGCACCACUGCUGUCUUCGUCAACUUCAUCCAGAAGCCGCUCCCCGUCGGAUCCCACACGGGUGCCGGAUUUCUCAUCUCCCCCGGCUCGGGAGCAUUGGGCCUCGGCCAGCGCGCAUCCACCGGGCUCACCACCUUCAACAACUUCUGGUCCUACGUCACUCCUCUCGCGGGCGCCUACGUCGCCGACACGUACUUUGGCCGGUAUCUGACCAUCCAGUACUCCAUCGUCUUCGCCCUCGUCGGCCACGUGAUCCUCAUCCUCUCGGCGAUCCCGCCGGUCAUCGUCCACCCCACUGCUUCCGUCGCUGUCUUCGCCGUCGGCCUCGUCAUCAUGGGCAUCGGAACCGGCGGCUUCAAGUCUAACAUCUCCCCGCUGAUUGCCGAGCAGUACAAAGACGACCACGCGUACGUGCGCGUCGACAAGAAGGGCAACAGGGAGAUUGUCGACCCCGCCGUCACCACGGCCCGCAUCUACAUCUACUUCUACAUGCUGAUCAACGUCGGCUCGCUGACGGGGUCCCUGGCCAUGGUGUACUCGGAGCACUACGUGGGCUUCUGGCUGUCGUUCCUGCUGCCCACCAUCGUCUUCCUCAUCGCCCCCAUGAUCCUGCUCUACUACAAGAAGUUCUACACGCUGUCGCCGCCGACGGGCUCCGUCAUGGCCACGGCCUACAAGCUGCUCCGGCUGGCCUUCAAGGGCCGGUGGUCGUGGAACCUGGCGCAGACCAAGCGCAACUUCAAGGACCCCGAGUUCUGGAACGUGGUCAAGCCCUCCAACUUCGCGCCGGCCGACCGCCCGGCGUGGAUGACGUUUGACGACGAGUGGGUCGACGAGGUGCGGCGCGGGCUGCUGGCGUGCAAGGUGUUCCUGUGGUAUCCUCUGUACUACCUGGCCUACAACCAGAUGACGGGCAACCUGGUGUCGCAGGCGUCGACCAUGACGCUGGGCGGCGUGCCCAACGACAUCAUCGCCAAGCUCAACCCCAUCUCCAUCAUCAUCUUGAUCCCGCUGAUGGACUUUGUGCUGUACCCGCUGAUCGCCAGGUGCGGCGUCAACCUGACGCCCAUCAAGAAGAUCACGGCCGGCUUCGUGCUGGCCGCGCUGUCUAUGGUGGCUGCGUGCGUCACCCAGUACUACAUCUACCGCAUGUCGCCGUGCGGCGACCACAUCAACGCCUCCGUGAAGGCCGGCCGCAAGGACUGCGCAGCCCCCUUCACCGUCUGGAUCCAGAUCUUCCCCUACGCCCUCAUCGGCCUGUCCGAGGUCCUCGCCUCCAUCACUAAGCUUGAGUACGCGUACACCAAGGCGCCCAAGAACAUGCGGUCGACCGUGCAGGCCAUCGCGCUCGCCAUGUCGGCCAUCUCGAGCGCCAUCGGCCAGGGCCUGACGGCGCUCUCGGAGGAUCCGCUGCUGGUGUGGAACUACGGGUCGGUCGCGGUCAUCGCCAUGAUCGGUGCGAUCGGCUUCUGGCUCACCUUCCGCGUGGCUGAUCGCGACGAGGAUGCGCUCAACAAUCUGAAGCACAGCAAGUACGAGGGCGAUGCGGUUGUCGUCGAGGUGGAUGCCGAGAGUCUACAGAGUCGCCAGGUCGGUGCCAGUGUUGAUGAGAAGGCUGGUGUUAAGAGUGUGCCGUAGUCAGGGACACAGCGUCGGUGAUGGUGGUGGUGGUGGAAUGGGAGAUAUUAGAUACCCCGUAGCAGGGAAUGAAAGAAAAGUUAUUUAUUACUGUAAAUACGUCGUGCCACUUCAACGUACCUAGCAAUUACAGCCACGUACCUAGCAAUUCCAUCCACCUAGCUAGCAAUUCCAUACACCUACC